CUAAAAAUCGAUAAAACUGUGGAAUGCAAUUCUGCCAUUAUGGAACCAUGCGAUUCGUUGACCUUCUACAAGGAAGAAGCCCUUAGACCCGAUAUUGUAUGCGAUGCCGAUUUUAGAUCCAUACCCUUUACCUCAACCGAUUAUGAAGUUUUGGAUAAUUCAACGGAUCGUUCCUUUCUCCUGAUGGAUGCCAAUGAACACUUGCACAUAGCCACACCCGAGAUGUUUUGUAAAAAACUUCGUUGUCCCGAUACUGCCAAAAUCAAAGUGGUUACCAUUUUUGGUAAUACAGGUGAUGGUAAAUCCCAUACCAUGAAUCAUACCUUCUUUAAGGGUGAAGAGGUGUUUAAGACCUCAACGGAACAAAACUCAUGUACGCUGGGUGUCUAUGCAGCAAUGCAACAUGAAAUUGGCGUACUAUGUUUGGAUACAGAGGGUCUAUUGUCCACAUCGACAAAAUGUAAUCAGCGCAUGCGCAUGUUACUUAAGAUUCUAGCCAUAUCAGAUAUUGUGAUAUAUCGCACUAGGUCCGAAAGAUUACACAGUGAUAUGUAUGAGUUUUUGGGUACCGCAUCGAGGGCAUUUUGUUUGCAUUUCUCGCAGGCAUUGCAGUCAUUGGGCAUACCAGGUUCUGCCAAUUUGGGGCCAGCUGUUAUCAUAUUCCACGAAACCAGACACACCAAACCCUUGGAAAAUUCCGUUGAAGAAAGUGCCGAGGAAAAAAUUCGCGAAAAAUUUGCCCGUUUAAAUUAUGACAUCAAUGCUUUUAGUUCGUUACGCUAUGUGGGUAUACAGACCUCUUCCAGCGGUACAACCGAUUAUAACAAACUUAUUGCAGCUUUACGAGUGGAUUUGGACAAUACCACAGUACGUUCGCCGCGCCAGCCAAGCAUUAUUUUUAAGGCCAUGAGGGCAUUGAAUAAAAAAUUCUCUGGAGAAAUUGUUGACAAAUCCAUAAAUCCCUUUCCCGAACAACAUUUCACCUGCCCCGUACUGUGUGCCUCAUGCAAUCGUCGCUGCCAACGUUCCAUGGGUCAUGAUGGUGAAGAUCAUUUAAAUUUAAAUCCCUGCCAGCAUCAACAUCAAUUUGAGAAUAAAGUUGAAUUGUGUAAAAUGUGUUACAACAAUGGACGUGAGAUAAAGGUUACACGUGUGGACACCUGGACUCACACGUUGAUCAAUUGUCCACACUGUGGUGAAAUAGCCAAGACAUUUAAGUAUUGGAGUGGCACCCAAGAAUGUGAUGCCAUUCGAACACAAACUGUACAUAUUUGGAAGGAUAGCAACAUAUCGCCCAAAGGGCCCUCGCAUUCGGGACAAAUGGUAUUGGAUAAAGUUUCCUAUGUGUGUGAGGCUUUUAGCAAUUUUUCAUCACAACCAACGGGAGUGUUAAAGGAAUGGUGUGCCGACAAGGUGGCGCCCAAGUAUUGGAAACCAAAUCAUGAGAUAGUGAACUGCUUUUCUUGCAAGAAAAACUUUGACAAAACCGGCCUGCGCAAACAUCAUUGCCGUGGUUGUGGUGAAGGCUUUUGUGAUGCCUGUUCCAAGCAUCGAAUGCCGGUGCCAUCACGCAAAUGGUUUGAAAAUGUACGCGUGUGUAAUGAUUGUCGCCAAUUUCUACUUAAACAUCCCAAUUCCAUACCAGAUCAAGAAGAACAAACUACUAAUGAUAAUACUACUAACUCUCACAAUCAUACUGCAGGAUCGAGUAAUGCCGAAGCAUCUCAAGAAGAAACAGAUGUAACUGUUCGCAAAUGCGGUGAAACACUUUACAACACCAUUAGUAAUGUGGCAUCAGCUGCUUUGGAAUGUACCAAAGAUAUAAUAAAAGACACCGCCAGACCGGAUUAUUGGGUACCCGAUUCAGAAGCCCUUUGUUGUCACAUUUGUAAAAUGAAAUUUGGCACUGCCGAAGAACUAUUGGCCUUGGCCACAUCGCACAACAAUGAUCGAACACAAAGUCCCCAGCGUUCCUUUAAGGGUAGUGACUGUAAACGUCAUCAUUGUCGCAAAUGUGGCCAGGGUGUUUGUUCGGAUUGCUCAAAAACUCGCCGUCCUGUACCUGAACGUGGUUGGUUAGAUGAAGUACGUGUCUGUGAUGAGUGUGUUAGUGAUAAUGCGACAGCUAUGCCUGGGCCAUCUUUGCCAGCGACAAUGGAUAAUAGCACAGCCCAUAACAGCAGCAACAGCAGCCAUAACAGUCCACGUCAACCGGUGGAGGUGUGUUUUUUGGACGAUGCCAAAACCAAAGUUGAAUAA
Molecule: messenger RNA, 2259 nt
Organism: Musca vetustissima
Lineage: Eukaryota; Metazoa; Arthropoda; Insecta; Diptera; Muscidae
Product: zinc finger FYVE domain-containing protein 1-like
Exons: 7
Coding region: 40-2259 (739 amino acids)
Molecular function (GO): metal ion binding
Source: RefSeq, a predicted model, not a curated record